Kluyveromyces marxianus DMKU3-1042 is the source of this 486-nucleotide messenger RNA. RefSeq names its product Alb1p (gene ALB1). The transcript has a single exon. The record is from RefSeq and is a predicted model, not a curated record. Lineage: Eukaryota; Fungi; Ascomycota; Saccharomycetes; Saccharomycetales; Saccharomycetaceae. Bases 1 to 486 code for a protein of 161 amino acids.
AUGCCAUCCAAGAACUCUAUUAACAGGCCUAAGCAAAAGGUCAAUUUGAACCGUAAGAUUCACCAACGUGCAGCCAAGCGUGAUGCUAUGGAAAGAAAGGGUCUAUUGGCCCCAGCCAGAUCAUCUGAGCUUUCGAAGUCUGGUCAGUUGAAGAGUGUGCCGCUAGAUCUUUACAAGGGUGAGAGAUUGUCGCAAGGUCCUACAACCACUCAUACUCUAUCGAAAAAGAGAGCCAAGAAGAUUGAACGUAACCUAAAGUAUGUUGAGCAAAGAAAGCUAUUGUUGGAUUUGCAGUCCCAGAGCGAGCAGAACGGCGGUAUGCAGAUUGAUGCUGUUUCGUCUACGAAGAAGGAGAAGGUUGUCAAGAAGGGUCAACUUGAAAAGAUGAGAGAAGCAAUCUCUGGUGUGUUGGAGGACAUCCAAUCGCAAGGUCUAACAUUGCACACUGAGGCCGGUACCACACUUGGUGGCCAGUACUUCAUAUAA